AUGGUGGAAACACGCCGAAAAAGCAGAGCCAAUGCUGCUCGCUCGUCCCCGCCAUUUAGCGAGCAUGGUCUCGAGGUUGAAUUACCAGAAGACCUCGACCAAGACACUCUUUCCGCUCUGCUCCCGGACACCAAUAUCGCCACCGUGACGUCUGAAACAGUAAUAUCAAUCUACCGUGCUCUCCUUCUACACACGUCCGAGUUGGAUGCUGCUCAGAGGGAACUUGACCAGGCACGCGCUGAGGUGGAGAGGAAGGAUGUUGAGCUGGAUCAGGCGCUCCAGGACCGCGAGACUAUAUCCAAAGACUUGGAGGUGUCGCUGGAGGACGUACAGAACGGUCUAAAUCAAAUGCAAGAUGAACGAGAUAAACUUGCUACGUCAAACGCGGCACUUCGGGAGCAGCUCAAGACAUUGACGAGUUCGCAAUCCGUUUCUUCGUCUGAACUCGAGUCUCUGAAGAGUCGCGUCGAGGACACGGAGCGCGAGAAACGUGAUCUGGUGAAUGUCAUUAGUCGCCUCAAGCAAGAGGGCACCCAACAAGAGGAGGAGAUUCAGAAUCUUCGCUCGAACCUCAAGGAAGCCAGACAGGAACACCAGACGUUGGAGGCAACGGUGCGGGAACUGCGCUCGUCCGAGACUUCGACCAAGUUCAAACUCGAAACUCUCAGCCAACAAUUGGAUCUGGCUCAAAGCGAGGUGGAACGUACGAACGCCGAGCUUUCCACCAAAUCAGAGGAAUUUGCCAAAUACCGUCGCGAAAAGCAUACCGAAAUCGUUUCUCUUCAAGCACAAUGUGAUUCGCUGACACAGAGUAACCUAUCUGCGCAAACGACACUCAAAGCUCUGCAAUCUUCUCACUCGUCGCAAUCUCACCAACUUACGCAGACGCUCGCUCGUGUCCAAGACCUUACUGGGCAGCUUGCUGAGCAGGAGGCAACCUACGCCAGCGAAGCAAGUGGUCUGCGUCGUCUCGUUGCGAUGAUGGAGGAGAGGGAGAAGCAAGCGAAGGCAAUUGUCGAAGGUAUCGAGAGUGAAUGGGCUGAUGUCGGAGAGAAGGCAGAGAAGAGGGAGGCUACACUGAAGGAGGAGAUUGAGCGAGAGAGAAAGUCGAGGGAAGCUGCAGAGAAGAGGGUCGAUGAACUGGAAACCGUGCUGGAUCGCAUGAACAGAGGAGAAUUGCCGAUUCUCGGUGGUUCUCCAGGGACCCCAAUGCGGACCCCUGGAGGUCCUACUGAUCCACUUACGCAAAGUAUGAUGGGACUCAGUCCCACCGUUGCAAUGGCUAGCAAGGCCCAGAGGAGCGGCAAGACAUUCACAGAGGUCUAUGCCGACUACGUUCGCCUGCAGGAGCAGUUCGCGCAGAAGUGCUCUGAGUAUGAUCAUAUGGACCGUACACUCUCUGCCGUACUCGCCCAGAUUGAAGAGAGGGCACCUAUCCUGUCGCAACAACGCGCAGAAUACGAACGCUUGCAAUCUGAGGCUGCUCAACUCUCGUCUCAACUAUCUCAAGCCCUUUCGGAGCGGGACGCGAAGGCGGCUUUCGCACAGGAAACUUCCCAGAAACUCACCAAGUCUACUCGCGAGAACGAUCUCCUCCAGAAGCAGCUUGAUGACCUUGGUCGGCAAGUUCAAAUUCUACUCAAAGAAAUUGCUCGACGAGACGACCCCAUGAUUCCUUCGGACGAAGAACUGGAACAAACACCUUUGGAACCAGCGGCGAACAUUGAAGCUGUCAUCACCAACAACCUCGUCCUGUUCCGUUCAAUUCAUUCCCUCCAAUCACAGAACCAAAAGCUUCUCCGCAUUGUCCGGGAACUCGGUGACAAACUUGAGUCGGAAGAACGGGAUUACAAGGAAUCGAUGCAGAAGGAGCAGCAAGAAGCGGUCGCCGAGGCACACGAGGCUAUGAAAGAUCUUAUGAAGCAACUUGAGGUCCAGAAGAAGUCGAGCGAGAAUAUCAUCCAAGCCUACGUGAAGGAGCGCGACACGCUAAGGAUCAUGCUUGCGAAGGCUGAAGCCCGUACGGGAUCCGUUAAUGGGGUUAGUGCAGGCAUCAAUGGUCUCCACGAAGGCGUCCCAGAUAUGUCUGGCGACUCUAAUGCGGCGAAGGAAUUGGAAGAGGUUCAGCACCAAUUCGAAGCUUACCGGACAGAAAUGAGUGUCGACUCUGUGCGACUUAGGGAAGAGGUCGUUGAGGCUCAACGGGAAUCUGGACGCCUUGGUGCGGAAUUGGCUAAAGCCCACGCGAAGAUUGAGUUCUUAACUGAUCGUCAACGUAUGAGCCAAGAACAAUCUGCCAUGCAUAGUCGGGAACUGGAAACGGCCACGAAGCGCAAUCAACAGCUGUAUGACCAAUGGACGCGAAUGGAUAUCGAAUGUGCAAGAGCAACUGAAGACCUCCAGAUUGCUCACGGCCACCUUGAACAGCUUCGAACCGAAUGUGCCAACCUUCGCGCAGAGAAGAAGAUCUGGGAGAAAAUGCACAACGACUUGGAAAGAUCUGGUGAAAACGAUAGACGACGCCUUGAGAGCCAGCUACAGCAUCUUGAGUCUCAGACCCAAGAUCUCCGAACGCAAGUCAACCAAGAGAGGGACACCGUCCGACAUAUCACGCUUCAGAAAGAUAUCGAGCUGAAGGAACUGCACAAUCGAAUUGACAGAUCCGUCUUGGAAUUGUCUAAGACUCGCGAAUCAUUAGUUGGCGCGGAAACUAGCAAGAAACAUCUGGAAGAGCGUGUAGAAGAACUGACCAAGAACCUUCAAGGCAGCGUCGAGAAACUUUCAGUUUAUGAACGUCGUACGACCACCACUGAUGGAACCGCUCCGAACGUGGACCCCAGUCUCAGUCGUGAACAACAACUCGAAGUGGAAGUAGCCGAGCUUCGCUCAUCCCUUAAGAUCGUCGAAGUCGAUCUUGCGACCGCCCGAAGCCAUGUUCAACAGUUCCAAGAAAUCUCAGAGGCCAACGAAGCGGCUCUGGCUUCUUUGAAUGGCACAUACGACGAUUACAGGGCCUCUACAGAAGCACAAAUCGCUAGACAAGAUUCUGAACGUGCUGCGUUGGAGGAGAAGCUGAAGAUUGCCCAAGAGGAACUCUUGCAGCUGCGUGCGACAUACGCUGAGCUUCAAAAGACGCUCGAAAGCGAACGAACCGCUUGGCUCAAUGACAAGAAAACGCUCGAAGACACUAUCGUAGACAUGUCGACUUCCGAAAAGAGCUCUGAGAGUGAUAGAACUUCGAGAGAGAACGAGUACAGGCAACAAGAACAGCGAGCCAAGGCUGCCGAAGAAAGAUACUCCAAUGAGGUGGUCGCUCAUGCCGAAUCCAUCAAGGCCAUUGAUAACCUCCGCAAAGAAUUGUCAACUGCCCAAGGAACUGCCAGAGAAAACGCAACUCUUGCUGAGACAGCGAAAGCUAACUUGAAGGCUUCUGAGGAAAGUUGGAAGCAUCAGAAAGGCGCCCUGGACAAGGAGGUCGCCGGUCUCAAAGCACGCUGUGAAGAUCUUUCUUCACAAAAUGCAAUCCUACAUCAACAUCUUGAAUCUGUUAGCUCCCAAGCGGCUCGAAUCCGACAGACUGCCGAUGCUGCACCGUCAUCUAAUGAAGGCGAAGCCGGUGACGAUGCGGAUGCGAAACUCUCUGAGUUACGGUCCGUUGUUGCAUACCUGCGGAAGGAGAAGGAGAUUGUAGAUCUUCAGCUGGAGUUGAGCAAGCAAGAGAACGCUCGCCUCAAGACCCAGAUCGACCAUCUUUCUCAGAAUCUUGGCGAGACUCGCAAGACGUUAUCUGAGGAAAGAGAGCGUGCUCUGGAGGCAACAGCUUCCGCUAGUCAACAUGCUGAGCUUGUUGAGCGGAUCAACCAACUCAAUAUCCUAAGGGAGAGCAACGCUACUCUUCGUGCGGAUUGCGAGGCUCAUGCAAAGCGGUCUCGCGACCUUGAAGCGAAGUUACAGAAGCUGUCGUCUGAGCUUGAUCCUGCCAAAGAGCAAGCACGCAUCGCACGAGCUGAAUUGGAGGCCUCCGAAGCACACGUCAAACGUCUCCAAGAAGAGAGUGGCAAGUGGAAGGAACGAAACUCGCAGCUACUUAGCAAGUAUGACCGGAUUGAUCCAGCUGAAGUUCAAGCCUUGAAAGACGAGAUUGAGCAACUCAAGAUUGCGAAAGCGCAACUCGAGGAAGCCGCUGGGGAACAUGACAAAGCGCUGCAAGACCAAGUCCAGAAAACCACUACACUGGAGGAUAAUCUCAAGGCACAUAAAGAGAGGCAUAAAGCGACGGUUGACAGUGCCAGGGCAAGGCUAGCCACGUUGACUAGUGAACGAAACACCUUCCGGGAGAAAUCCACGGCGCUGGAAGCUGAAAGGGCGACCCUGCAGACCUCCUUGAAUGAAAUGCUAGCAUCUGGUGCUCAAGCAUCUUCCGAUUCAUCCGAUCAAGCCAGUAUAAUUGCGGAGUUACGCGCCGAGCGAGAUAAGCUCAAAGCUGCUCUAGACGCAGCUACAGCUAACCCUCCUGCUGCCCCUGCUGCGAUUGACCAUCUCUCAGACGCAGAGAAAGCGGAAAUCAUUAAAGCCCGUGAUGAGGCGCUUCUUAAACUUAAGGAAGCGACUGAACAGGCCCAGAAGGCUCAGGCAGAGCUCGUUGGUUUCCGCCGUUCUAAUGAAAAAUUCCAGGCUAGGAUUCAAGAGAUGGCGAAGGCCCGAGCUGCAGAGAGUGAACGAAUGCAAGCUCAGCAGGCCGCCGCGGUGGCCGCAGCUGUGGAGAAGGCUAAGGCGGAAGCGCAGGCAUCCGGAUCCGGAAGCUCGCAGCCCUCAGAAGAGCUGGCUAAGCAACACUCUGCAGAACUCAAAGCGCUGGAAGAACGUCUUGUGUCGAAGCACCAGGAAGAACUGAAAACUGCAUUAGCCGCGGCCGAAGCCGCGAAGAAAGAAAUGCCCGCCGAAUCCAGCACUAACGAGGCCGCCACAAAGGACGCCAUCGCCGCUGCUAUUUCUGAACACGACAAAGAGCUGCAAGCGAAGCACGCUGAAGAAAUCACUCAAGCUGUAGAACGAGGCCGACUAGAGCUGGCGGCGAAAUCUAAACUUAAGGACGCUCAGCUUAUCAAGGCCCAAAAGCGAGUGAAGGACCUAGAAGCCCAGAUUCUCUCGUGGAAACAGGCCGGCGUGCUGCCCGACGCUCCACCCACCACCCCCGUGGCUGCCACCGGCGCCGCCGCCCCGCCACCCACCCCUGUGGCGACAACACAGAAACCUCCGGCACCUGGCCCAGCCAAAACCGUCCCUCCCGCAUCCACCGCCCCUGUCGCGUCCACAUCAACAGCGCCCGCUCAGAACGCGUUGCCUCGAAAGCCGGCGGCAGGCGCGACGGCACCAGGCGCAGGUCGCGGGCGAGCGCUACAGACCGCUGUAUCAGCCGUGCGAGGCCGUGGGGGCGCUCCUGCUCGUGGCCGUGGCGCUGGCAAUGGUCCUGCGCGCCCACCACCUGCAGCAGCAGCGACAGCAGCACCUGCGAAAGAACAGAUCUCUAUACAGGGGGCAGGGAAACGGACUCGGGAAGAGGGCGAAGUGUCGGGUGACGAUUCUCUGGCUAAGCGACUAAAGCCCGCUGAUAGCACGCCAUCGGCGAGGGCGACCCCUCCAGUGCAAAUUCGACGUCCUGCUCCUUCAUAG
Pleurotus ostreatus (oyster mushroom) is the source of this 5673-nucleotide messenger RNA. RefSeq lists its product as uncharacterized. NCBI's taxonomy places the organism in Eukaryota, Fungi, Basidiomycota, Agaricomycetes, Agaricales, Pleurotaceae. Gene Ontology annotation, cellular component: nuclear pore. Gene Ontology annotation, biological process: mRNA export from nucleus; protein import into nucleus. Gene Ontology annotation, molecular function: structural constituent of nuclear pore. Bases 1 to 5673 code for a protein of 1890 amino acids. The record is from RefSeq and is a predicted model, not a curated record. The transcript is spliced from 19 exons.